ACCAGACCAGAGUUUAUGUUGCUAAGUGGGCCAGCCGUAUCACACGAACCGUUGACACAUCAACGCCUGGAAUGUGUACGGCAAGGUCGAGUCAGCCCAGAAUUUAAUAAGCCCAGAAUUUAACAGCCGAUGUGAAUCAUUUCAAAAGUUAACACUAAUAAUGAGCCAAGAUGUCUCUGCUGCUAUCUCGGUACCCGAGGAAGCCCUCAAGCCGCACAUUGCUGACAAUGACGUCAUUGUACGUCUGCUGAAUGAGAAAUACGGUCUGCAGGGGGCGGAGCUGACCCCGCUGAAUGGCUACGAUGACCUGAACUUUCACGUCAGAGUUGACCUUGACCACAGCAAUCCCCACAUUGACCAGGUGUCACCGAACGGCUACUUUCUCAAAAUUGUCAAUCUGCAAGAUUCCAGGCGACCAGAGUACCUAAAUGCACAGCUGGCACUAAUGCGACACAUCCACCAGAAGGGGGUCAAAUGUCAGACGGCAGUUUUGGGGGUCCUUGGUGAGGCCUUCACACAGUGUACAGCUGCUAAUAAAAAAGGCGAUGCCGUGACCUAUAUGGUGUCCCUUAGGUCAUUUAUCCCAGGACAAGUUUUAGCAAAGUCCACUUUAUCAGCUGACCUGCUCUAUCGGUUAGGUCAGUUCGUGGCUGAGGUCUCUCAAGCUCUGCAGGACUUCGACAACCCUUUCUACGCCACAUUUGACUGUCUGUGGAGUCUGUCCAACAUAGAUAAGGUGGCAUCUGUCACGUAUGCUGUACGGGAUGACAGACGACGACAAAUCUGCGAGGACGUUUUGAUGGUCUAUCAACGAGAUGUGGUGCCAAGUCUGCCAGGAUUCAGAAAAGGUUAUAUACAUGGCGACCUGAAUGAACAAAACAUUCUCAUCAACAAGCAGACAGAAAUUUGUGGUCUGCUAGACUUUCAGGACGCUGCCAAGAGCUUUCCCUUAUACGACCUCGCUAUCCACAUCUGCUACAUGCUGAUGACGCAAUUCUCUGACGUCACCCUGCUGGACAUACCUGGACAUAUUCUAGCAGGCUACCAGACGAGGCUGGAACUAACGCCGGACGAGGGAAGCGCGUUACGGGUGUGUGUGGCGGCGAGGAUGGUGCAGAGUCUGGUGUACGGCGCCUACACCCACUACAUGGACCCCAGCAACACCUACGUGCUAGAGACCAGCAAAUGUGGCUGGCGAGCGCUCGAAACUUUCUGGGUAGCCGAGCCUGGACAGCUUCAGAAUAGGUGGGACAGCAUUGUGGCGGGGUACAAGUAACAUCAAUAGAUAUUGUGGCGGGGUACAAGUAACAUCAAUAGAUAUGGGACAUUAUUGUGGCGGGGUACAAGUAACAUCAAUAGAUAUUGUGGCGGGGUACAAGUAACAUCAAUAGAUAUUGUGGCGGGGUACAAGUAACAUCAAUAGAUAUGGGACAUUAUUGUGGCGGGGUACAAGUAACAUCAAUAGAUAUUGUGGCGGGGUACAAGUAACAUCAAUAGAUAUUGUGGCGGGGUACAAGUAACAUCAAUAGAUAUUGUGGCGGAGUACAAGUAACAUCAAUAGAUAUUGUGGCAGGGUACAAGUAACAUCAAUAGAUAUUGUGGCGGGGUACAAGUAACAUCUACAGAUAUAGGACAAUGUUAAGGCUUUGUGCAAGUACAGGUAUCAGAAAAUAAUGACCCUGUUGCUAAAAAUAAUUCAAUGACUUUGUACCUACAGACCAGUCAGUGACUUUGUAUCUGCAGAUACAGUCACGGGCUAUUCUGCAGAUCUCUCACAUAAACGUAUGCAUUUAAUCAAAUAGAAGUUGUAUCUUAAUAAAAAAAAUAUAUGUUGGUGAUCGGGCUAAUUUGGUCUGAUCAAUUAUUUUUGUAUCGAUUAUAUAAUCUUUGUUCAGCCCAUCAAUAAAGAAUUUAUUU
Molecule: messenger RNA, 1917 nt
Organism: Physella acuta
Lineage: Eukaryota; Metazoa; Mollusca; Gastropoda; Physidae
Product: hydroxylysine kinase
Molecular function (GO): amino acid kinase activity
Source: RefSeq, a predicted model, not a curated record